AUGUCAGGCUUCGGCGACUUCACGUCCAUCUGCCGGACUGUGCCGCUCCCCCUAUGCGCCAACAUCGGCCCUACGCUGGCCGCCACCAACCGGGCCGGCAUCGAGCCCGACUGCUACGCCCGCAACAUCGCGCUCGCCAACACCAUCAUCUUCGAGGGCGCCGCCGCCUCCAUGCACAUCGUGGCGCUCGUCAUGACCAUCGUCAUGAUCCUCCACGUGCGCAGCAAGUUCACGGCCGUGGGCCGCAAGGAGAUCCUGUCCUUCUUCUACCUCUACAUGCUGCUCACGUCGGUCUCGCUCGUCGUCGACGCCGGCGUCGUCCCGCCGGCCAGCGGCCCGUUCCCCUUCUUCGUCAGCCUGCAGAACGGCCUGACCAGCGCCCUGGUGACGUGCCUGCUCAUCAACGGCUUCGUCGGGUUCCAGCUGUACGAGGACGGCACCCCGCUCUCGGUGUGGAUGAUGCGCAUCUGCUCCUCCGCGGCCCUGAUUGUCAGCUUCCUCGUGUCGCUGGCCACCUUUAAGGGCUGGGCCGGCCUCGGCCCGACCAACACGGUCGGCCUGUUUGUCGUCUUGUAUCUCGUCAACGCCGCCGAGCUGCUCGUCUACGUGGUCAUGCAGGUGAUGCUGGUGACGAGGACGCUCAAGGACCGAUGGCCGCUCGGCGACAUUGCCUUUGGCGUCUUGUUCUUCGCGGCUGGCCAGGUCAUCCUGUACGCGUUUAGUAGCAAGAUUUGCAACUCGCUGAGCCAUUAUCUCGACGGGCUGUUUUUCGCCACCGUCUGCAACCUGCUCGGCGUCAUGAUGGUAUACAAGUACUGGGACUCCAUCACCAAGGAAGACUUGGAAUUCUCCGUGGGCACGCGCAUGAACAACUGGGAGGUGAGGGAGCUCCUGCCCGAGGACGAGCGAAGAGCCACCACGUACGCCGACGACCCGUACGGCCAGACGAGCGGCCACGACCUACCCUACUCCCCGGCAGCCCAGCGUUACUCGGCAAAGUACUGA
Ustilaginoidea virens is the source of this 1005-nucleotide messenger RNA. RefSeq lists its product as uncharacterized. The coding region runs from base 1 to 1005 and encodes 334 amino acids. The transcript has 2 exons. Lineage: Eukaryota; Fungi; Ascomycota; Sordariomycetes; Hypocreales; Clavicipitaceae. Gene Ontology annotation, biological process: protein folding. Gene Ontology annotation, cellular component: endoplasmic reticulum membrane. The record is from RefSeq and is a predicted model, not a curated record.